CGCGUUUUUGGUCCAAGCAGGAGGAGCGGAGAGAGAGGCCUGCGUGCGAAGCGGAGUCGAUUAUCACAGCUCUUAAUUAUAGCGAGACUGCUGGCUGCAAAUUUGCGCGACGCCGUGGGUAGCGCCGCUGCUACACCGAUUGGACAUACCGCAAGCGAGGCACCAAUUCGCCGCCGCGGCGCACGGCGCGGCUCCCCAGCGCGACGCUGCCGUAGCACGUACCGGUCGCGACACACAGCGAACGAUUAGCGAGACGAAACGCCGCCCCAAGAGUACAGGAAGGAAAACGACUCGGACCCGACCGCGACGCCCGCCCCGCCGCAGGCCGCCCGGAGAGAGCAGAAGAGAAGAGAGAGCAGCGCCCCUCAAAAAAGAUGAGCGGCCUUAUCCCGCACAUCAAGACGACGCCCUACGACAAGCGUUUUCCCAGCACGAACCAGGCGAGCCACUGCUGGAACCGCUACAACGAGUACGUCAUGUGCCUCAAGAAGACGGAGUCCGACGAGGACGCCUGCAAGCCCAUGCGCCAGCUGGCCCUCUCCAUCUGCCCCGACGACUGGUGGAACAAGUGGGACGAGGAGCGCGAGGAGGGCACGUUCUCCGGCGUGAAGAUGACGGACGCGGCGGCGACGUCUGGCCACUAG
Molecule: messenger RNA, 644 nt
Organism: Pelagomonas calceolata
Lineage: Eukaryota; Pelagophyceae; Pelagomonadales; Pelagomonadaceae
Source: the annotation of a GenBank genome assembly